Protopolystoma xenopodis is the source of this 441-nucleotide messenger RNA. Lineage: Eukaryota; Metazoa; Platyhelminthes; Monogenea; Polystomatidea; Polystomatidae. The record is from the annotation of a GenBank genome assembly.
GAGAUAGAUACCAAUAAUUUUUUUCCUAACUUUAUUUGCCUCUUGAUCCAGGCUUGCAGGGGGACUGCUUUUGAUACCGGCACCAGUAUGCAAGCUGACGACGCUGGAGAUGUGUUGGUUCACAAAAUUCCCGUUGAAGCUGACAUUCUAGUGGCGAAUUCUACUGUUCCAGGUUAUUAUGCCUGGCGCAAUGCAUCAGUUGGCAGCUGGUUCAUUCAGGAGCUCUGUAAUGUAUUGGACACUGACUCUAGACAGCCAGUGCCGACCGAUGUGCUCUGCCUACUAACCGUGGUGGCUCGCAAAGUCGCUUUGAUCUACGAGUCAAAAACUGGACAACCAGGUUCCGAUGGUAUGAAACAGAUGCCUAGUCUAGUCAGCACCUUAAUGCGUCGCGUCUACCUGACCGGAAGUUCACCGGCGCCUUCUGACAGAUCUAAUUAG